Spirometra erinaceieuropaei is the source of this 9957-nucleotide messenger RNA. The record is from the annotation of a GenBank genome assembly. Lineage: Eukaryota; Metazoa; Platyhelminthes; Cestoda; Diphyllobothriidea; Diphyllobothriidae.
AUGCCUCUGCCGACGCUGCUACGACAGGCCCGCGAAAUCUCCGUCGUUAUUGAGCGACAGCUGCCUUCGGGUGUGUGAGCAUUCCUCCAUGUCCUGCAAUUCUUCACGCUCUCCUGAUAUCCUUUUUUGCAUUGCCUCAUCCCACUUGAACGGGGCACAUAAAGUAGCUAGGCUAUUCUUCACACAGUUCCCUGCUUAAUUCUUACGCUCUAAUGUAUUGCUGAAAAAAGAUUACCCAGUCACCUGUUAGUCUUAAUUGAGUGCAAAUUGAUCUGACUGGCCUAUUAUUACAGUUCCGUCCUCCGGUUGUAUAACUGUCUUAAUAGGGCAUUGAAUAGGUUCGUAACGUCUGCGAUUUCAGUAUCCACUGUUCUUUUCUCUCGGCGCGUUAUACUUGUACGUGUUAUGAUAUCCCAUUAAGCGAUCGUUAGAGACACAAUGAACGGUUUUUGACUCCGCCCUUGGGCUAACUUGUCUGUUUUGCAUGCUUCGUUCAUCCAAGGUGUCGACCUUGAUUUAGUGCCUGUAAAAGGCUGUUUGCUUUUCUACCCAGUAAAAUGAAGGAGCCGUAAACUCCUGCUUGUCAUUAUUUAAUGGAAAACCCGAAGAACAUGGCAGUAUUCUAGUUGUUGACAAAUUCGCGUUGCGUUGCUCUUUGCGUUGUUUCUCUUCCUGUCUUCAGUCACUGGUAUUUCAAGCUUCUUUUGAGGCGUCAAACUCAUUACUACUACCGAUAUUGCCCUUGAUUACGCGAACUGUAAUCCUGUUGAUGAUCGUGGUGAUGCCGGCUGCUAGAUUGCCAUUCAUUCAUUCAGCGUUGUCUAACUUAAGGUGUUGAAAGUCCACUCCACUGGCGUGUGCAACUGUGUGGUUGACGGUAUACCCCCUCUGGACUUUAUUACCAGCCUUUGCACAUCGGAGAGUUGAGAAUAAAUAACGUCCAACUUUCCUGACAUCUGAAAUGUCGUAGGAGUUCGCCUAUAGGAAAGUUCAGCUAUGUAUAAAUCAUUAAAAAUUGAGGCAGUUUCGCGUCUGUCCGCUCGGGAAUUUAAUAUAACUGACUUUUAAUGUUUCAUUUUUUCGACGGGAAGAAAUCGCGAAUCCAAGGGCAACCAUAGUUUUUGACCUCGACAUUCGACGCGCAGCACUGGUUUUACCUCGCAGUCCCAAUGAAGGCUCGCGGCCUAUUUUCGACCGUCCAGAGGUUUGUCCACUUCAGCCCGAUCAUUGUUUCACCUAUGGUACAUUUUCAUGCAUCCACUUCUCACAAUCAUCCCGUUCAUUUUCUUGUUGUAUUCUCUGCCUCAUAUCACUGGGCCCUUUGCUUAUUAUUUUACAUAGCUCUGAUAUUUUUUCAAUGAUCCUUUCAAAAUUUGGCUACCCAAGUCCGGGGCAGGUACUUAACCCUCCGUCGUAUUUAGGGGCUAUAAUUUUUGUCCAUGUGUGGCACUCUAAUUAUUUCGAGCGUCCGCCACCCUACCAUUCUAUCAUGUGUAUAUUUUUCCUACUUAAUUUCACCAUGUCUUCGAUUUAGAUCUACGUAGAAGACAAUAUUUUUGAGGGACCCAACGUAAUUCUCUGAGGGAAGAUGAUAUUCAUAGGGAUCACGUGACGGUUUGCACACUUACCUCAAUCAAACGAGGCUCAUCGUUAACUAACACACACCUCCUUUUCAAGACAGUAGGUCAUUUUUGGGAGGAGGUUGUGUCGUAGGAAAGUGCUAGUUGAAAUAUAGUCACCACUUGCAUGCGUUCUGACAACGUGCAACGAACAUAAAUGAAAGUGAGCUCAUCAUAUUCACAGUACAGCUACUACUCAAAACCCGUGUACAUGGAAAGUCGUGUCCAAGUCUUUCACGCGAUAUUUCAGUCGUCACAAGUGACCACACCCACCAAUGCUUCAGGGGAUGGGUUUAGUGCGUUUGUUUACAGGAAAACUGAAUUAUGCCGCGCCCACAUUAUUUCCACACAUCCACUGCUUUCAGAUGGUAAGACAACCGGCGGACAACCCAUUACGACCUGGUCCCUAAACCAACACACAGUAGGCUUCUUUGACGGGGUCGCCGAUCUCAUAUGAUUGAGGGCGGUGUAGCUGUUGCAUUAUGAAGAAGCCAUUAGAGUCUGCUCCCCAGCUCUAAAUAGGGCCGAGUUAUCCCGUCUGCCGGAAACGAACCCGGGAAUUUUACCGCGUCCUAUUUCUCACAGUAAAGAAUGCGUUUUAUUGUUAUAGUGAAGGUGUACCUCGGUACAAGCUCCACUCGCUCACCCUUCCUGCCUCCAUGUAUCAGUGGCCUGUCCCGGCCCGUUGGUCUACGGGUAUUGAGAUUGGUUAGAAUAACCGACGUGGCGUAAAAGCCUCCGUCUACAUGUGUCACACGGGUGCUGAUACACCACACCAACAUGGCAGUAAGACGCUGGACCAUAUUCCUAUAUCGUGUCUACUUGUUCCAUUUAAGUAACUUGCUUUACAUCAGCAGUAAUCUCUGCGACACUGCCGCCAACAGCACAUUUCAAAAAGGUACAGGUAGAGUUUCAAAUUGAUUCAAUAGUCAAAAAAGGUAGGACACGGGAACAGGAACCCACCCCAUCGCACAGGGAACGUUUCGCCAGAUUCCAGGGGGAUUAAGGUCAGCUUUAGGGCUUACGAUCAAGUUUUGGGUUGAGGUUGGGGUUAGGACACGGGAAUGUCUGCCCUUCCGGGAAUUCAACACAAAGCCACGUGUAUUGCGGGGAGUCCCCAUGUCCCGUGUCAUGCCGUAGAAAACGCUGUUUGCACGUAAUAUCCGUUUUAAUGUAGUAAGCAAUCAACGGCCAAAACCCUCGGAAGGUGUCUUGGUAUGAAAAGUCAAAAUGCUUGCUAGUGCAUAUUAAGCUACCCAAGUCAAAUAAGUAGCCGUGAUAUAUGCAUAAAGUAUGUGAGGAGGGGUUCCUAUUCCCCCAAAUCACCGACCACCGAAAUGUAGAAGCGAGGUGUGCACGUGAGCACAUAAUAACGCCGAAAACUAAAUCGCCUGACUGUUGCAUAAGCGCUGUGUGGUAAUUUGACCGACUACCAUAGUUUUUGUGCAUAUGGCCGGAUAAGCCCAUGUGAUGGCUUAAUGCGCAGGUGCAGUCUGGAUGGGGAAGAGCGGUGUGCCGGGUGCUGCUAGAAAGUCCAGGCACUGGUUCUUCGCUUGCAUUGCGAUGGGCUCGUCCGUGUACGGCCCGAUCGAUAGGGGAUAGGAAUGUGCGGCCGCAGUGGGAACAGAUGUACGCUGUGUUUCCGCCAAGUUGUCUGACAAGGGCGAACUCAGAACGCGGCGAGUCCGAAACAUCUGGCGACCAGCUGUCCAGUCUCUUCGCCUGGGACGUGAUGUUACAGUUAGGGGGCAAGAGGGAGUUUAGGUUGUAGCAGGUUACGUUUCAUGGAAUUAGAAAUACGACUGGUUGUGCUGACAUUCUGUCGGAUCCAGUGCUAUCCAUCGCCGUCAAUCGACGUUCUAAAUGUUAGUUGUCAGAGAUUGAACGUUAGCAGUUUUGGUCCGCUGCACUCUAGUCGUGCGUGCUUGUUGCUCUACCUUGGCCGUUGCCGCCAGACUGGUUUCGUAGAUGAGUGCUCUCAUCUCCACAGCAGUACGCAAAGCUUGACGACCCGAUGCAAGGGUUUCCCAGGCCAUUUGGUUGAUUUGAAGGUGGCUUGAAAAAGUCUACUGGGUGUUCCUGUAUUUCACUUUGCCUUCAAUCCCCCUAGACGACGUCACCGCAGGGCAACCGCUUUGGCAGGUACUCUUUAACCAUCCUUACGACGUGACCUUGCAAUCGUAGUGGGACCUCCCUUAGGAUAGCAUGGCCACGACACACGAUCAUUCUUUCGAGGACCCCCAGAUCCUAGACUCGUUUCUGACACCCCUAUCAGACUUUUACGGAAGUGGAUUAGGUGAUAGUAGGUCUUGCCUAACUUUGCUACGUUUUCUACAUGUCGCGACUUGGGGGGACGUAGUCAGGACGACGACCCGGUACAUUCUGAGUUUGUGUUGGGGAGAAUGCCAUAGCGAUUGCAGAUUAAAUUUUGAAACCUGCCGAAAUCGAGCUUGAGUUGAAGAUCCAGAUUGCAAUUGCGUCUCCGAUUUUAUGCCUCUUCAAAUCAUAAUUCCCAGGUACACGAUCUUGUCCACAGUUGCGAAGUCAGCUUUACUGGCACUUAUUAUGGGUUUAUCAUAUCAAUAAGCUGGCGGCGAUUGUUAAACGUGACCACUGUCUUCUGCAUGGUACUGGAUAGUCAGGUUUUACUGAACGGAAGCAAGGAAGUCCACGCCCCGCAUUAUGUCGAGCCGCAGUCAUCUGCGCAUAGCAGGUCGUGGACAUUGCCACUGGAUACUUUUGUUUCUGCCUGCGUACGUUGGACGUUGGGGAGUUCUCUCUCGACCCCACUCCUUAUGGGGAAGAGCACUGGACUGGAGAAAGUGGAAGCAAGUACACAACUCUGCCUCAUCCCACUUUCCGCCGCAAAUGCGUUUCAGACUAGUCCAUUAUUCGUGACGCAUUCCACCGUGCUGUCGUGCAGUUCUCUUGCAAUUUGUAUAAAUCGCUCCAGACAUCUGACCUGCUGUAUAUACCUCCGAAGUUCAUCGCGGUUCACGGUGUCGAUGGCUUUGUGGCGUCAGCAAAGGUUGUUCAGAGGCGAGUCCUUGUUUCUUGACAUGUUUCGGUCAGAUGUGGUCAUGUAACCGCACCUGAGGUAGACAAACUCCAGCCACCUGUAAUACGGGACCGCUGGUAAUAGGAGUUUUUGCAUAAGAGGGUCCGGGAACGCACAGGCGGCGAGGUCAAGUAAUUGUACGCAAAAGAAAAGCUUUUGGGAAUGCGCGGUUGUACUUUGAGUGGUUGAGAAAUAGUUGCCCUAACUCUUAACUGCAGCCCUAAACCCUAACCCUGGAACAUCCAACGCGAAGGUUCGAAGGAGAUAACAGGUCGAAAGUCAAGAAGGACCACUGGCAUUGGGCCAAAAAGCUAGGUACGACAACAAAGGAACAAGGUCGCCAGCACCGCAACGCACAACAACAUGCCAACGUAAUCACACCAACUCAAAAUAAUUAAGUGGGUAAAUAGUAUUGUGUCCAUCCGGGGGCGGCUACAUAACGUUUUACCCAUAUUUCUGCUGAUUUGUGAACUGCGAUGACCAGAUAUUUCCAGAAUCCGUACUGUGUUUCUGAAGGGAGUCUGUGUCUCAGGCGUGUAUUCGACUUAUUGAGUGGCAUGCCAGCGAUCACCUUGGUCGCAGUGCUCAGGAAGAUUUCUCACUGACCGUCACACAAUUGAUGGUUUCCGUUCUGUUUGUAGGGCUAGGGGCAUCCUCAUCAGAAUUGUGUCUGUGCGGCAGUUGAGGGCCCAUCGUUUUCGCAUACUUUUAUUGCGAUUUGGUCGGUGUCCGUAACUUCUCCAAUGGACAUCAUUUGAACUGCCCUGAUCGCCUCACGAAGGACAGGAAAGGGAGCACCGAGGCCAGCAUUCGGUGCUAUUUUUGGUAGUCAGUUAACGAUUCCCCCGCAGAUUUAGUAUGGGAACGCUCCAGCCAGUGGAUCAGUCGGCAAUUUCUCUGACUAUGAGGUUCCGUUUUCUGGGCUGGGAAGCAGCCCUGUCCCCUUGCGUUGAUGACCGGGAACUGCCUCGAUGUUCACACAGAAGCUUCACGUGUCGCUGUGGUCUGCUUAUCGUUGGAUUUCUUCCGCCAGCCAUUUUGCUUCUCUUUUGGCCUCCCCUGCACCUGGCUUAGCAUCGAAAUAAUACGGCGGUCCUGUCAUUGGUAUAGGUCUUUUGUAGUCAAUUCGGGGCCGAAGUCUCGAAUUUAUUCGUUACCGUCAACUCAGUCUUGGUGUCGCCCAUGUGAGCAGCCAAGGCUUUCAAAGUAGUGACGUUAACGCUGUCAACCAGUUUUUUCCGUUCGACUUUAACUUUAUCUAUCCCCAGGACUUACAGUCGUCAUGCGAAGAAAAUCCCGUCCCACUCAUUAAGCAUCUAGCGGGCUCCUCAUUUUUUUAUUUAUGUCGCGUUUGAGGGGCUGAUUCUGAAUUGUCCUUUAUAGGCAAGUUACCUCGGCCUGUUGAUUGACCUUAAUACGGUACCUUUUCAUGCGUUUUGCAAGUCAGCUCUGAAUACACGAAGACAUAAAACGCAUGCGGCUCAAGUCGACUUUCUAACCCAUUUUUUUUUCAUGCAGAUACCUAAUUACGACAAACCAGAGUAUCUUAAUGAAAUCACCCGUCGACUAUCAGCAGUCCUAUCGGCAAAGGCCUCGAGAGGGUAAGCUGAACAUAUUUUUUUUGCCUAACAGCUCACCGACGACUUAUUAAAACGCCACGAUCACACGAAAAACGAACUUAGUGACCGUCACUCUCUUCUAUUCACGUAUUGAUUAUUUUGGGAAAUUAUGUUUAUGCCGGUGUUUUCUGCACCACAUUAGAGUCUAGUUAACAUUUAAUCACACCUAGUUGUUAGCUGCAGCAGUAAUUUUGACCCAAGGUGCUUCUCUUAACUGGACCGAAGCCAGUGUUUCGUUCUCCGGCUACUUUUGAUGUAUGAGUAGCUUUAAUAUUCUCAUCUCGUUGGCACUCUCGUGUGGGUCUGGUGUGCAAUUUGGAACUUCGACCAUUUUACCCACUUAACUUACGUUACCCAUGUUCUUGGAUUUCAGGAUUCCAUACACAAAACCUUACAACAAUCGUGACGUUGGGAAUGUGGAAUAUAGAUCAAGAGGCUCUGGAUAUUCGAGACCAGGUAGUUCAUACGUCCGCCUUUCUUAGGCUUGCAAAGUUACGCCGAAUUUACUGGACAAUUUUGUUUAAAAAACUGUUUCAGUAGCCAUUAAGUACCCCUAAAAUGCCAAAUUUUGUCCGCCUAGUUACCAUACGAUCCGUUCGCCAAAUCGCCUCCUUUCUAAGCAUUUCAUGACAGGCGCCUUGGUUCAUAAAGUGGAUAAAUCAGAAAGAAAAUAUCUCCUUUUGAAAAACCUAGUGCAGAGAUAUACGAUUGUUGUCCCUUCAGUUGCGCGUUUGGUUGUUAUUUUCUCUUCACCACACCAUUGAUAAUUUAUGGGAUGUUUUUUAGCCCUAUGCUGAACGAGGAAAUGCUCAACCACUCCUGUCCCUGUAGUGGUGUAGACACUUUAGAAGGUGGGUAAUCCAGUGUUCCACGUCUGUUCACACUGUGGGUGAUCUUGAUCGGGCCGGUGGCAAGUAAUGCAAAGGUUGACCUGCAUUUGUUGGCGAAUUCCCUGUCGUUGUCGGGCGACGGAUGUCAUAUUAUCAACGCCUCGCCCUAUGAGGGUUACACAGUGUCCCCUGCAGUUUGUCUGGAAAAUCUGCCGAGUAUCUUUGCGUUUGGAAGAAAGCUUUUUUUAGGUUUUUUCCUGCCCUCAUCCUUCACCAAACAGGUAACUCGGUUUUUUCCAGUUGCGGUGAAUCCGUGUAUUCGUAGCUUUCGGCGACAGAUACUCCGCGCUUGGACCUUUGACAUUCGUAAACAUACUGGCUGCUCUUUCCGCCUUCUCCAUGUUUCACGGCAGACCGAGGCCAUGCAACUUUUGAAGGCUUGUUAACCACUUCUGCAGACCGAAUAUGGACAUUUAGGACGCCCACAAAAGUGUUUAUCCCAGUAUUGUUCGACCUGUGCAUUUUCGAAGGUAUCUUAGGGCUUUUUGCUAGAUCUCUCAGUUGCGUGUCGCCAGUUGUUAUGUAAGGCGGGGCACAAACGGGAAUCGCAGAAAGAACGAGCCUACCACGCCAAUCCUCACGCACGCCAACUUCUCACUCUUCUCGUCCAAGACGUCGUAUUCAGGAGCAACCUCGUUUCCUAACUAGGGCGUGCCAACCGUUUAUCCUCGGAGUAAUCGCGUGGCCACAGACCCCGCGUGAAUUACAGGCGCCGCAAUUUCACAUAGGACCGGGAUUAUGUCGAUUUGCUGAGUCCUCUUGUUGGUCAGCGUGGCGAUUUGCUGUCGCGCGUGAACCCCUAUCAAUGGCUGCAGUGGGUUCAGUUUCGGGCCCCCUUAACACCUCUGAGUCGAGCGCCCCCAAAUUUGCGACCAAUCGUGUGUGUGCCUAGAUCUGUCUUAAUAAUGUCUAGGUCAUUCUUUGUCUCAGGACACCAGCGAUACUCUGGAUCUCCUUUUUAUGGUUCCGUGGCAUUAGGUGAGAAUGCGGCUUUGCUCAACAAGAUGACUUUCGGAGAACAGACAUCACAUUAUUCCUUCUGUGUCCUCAAACUCAUACUGCCUUUGAAGGAGUUUCGAGCCCAUUAUUUCCAAGGCCGUGGUGUAGACCGCCUAGAGUAACGCACUCUAGUGAUCAUGAACACUUAUUGCCCCUAGGAUGCAUUCGGAUCGUUCUUCCAGGGGAUAAAAACCGCUUUCUUUCCUUAUUUUGCAAAACGGUUGUGACACGAAAAGGGGCUUCGGAUUUCGUCGUUUUAUUCCUACAUCGCGUGGCAGAUUGGUCGACCGCGCUUCACAGGAACGGAUGUCGUGUUGAGCGCAAUUUAGAGUAUCUAUUCUGCCCUUGUCCCGUCAGCGUUUAUACAUAGGGGUUACCUGUCAGUUGGACGACGGCGGGGUUCCACUGCUAAUCGUCCUUAGUUCAUUAUACGUUCAAGGGGCACACAUGCGUUAUUCCUCCAGUAUCAUCCUGGUGGCUGAUACAAGAGUAAUCAAAAUAAAUUGCACGACUUGGUUCGGUUUGUCCUUUCUCUGUCGGCUUUACUGUGCGAAUACUAGUCCCAUUCCAGUGGUGUCUCACCGCUCUAGUUGUAAGGCAGGGCAUGCUGACUUUGCUUUGCCCUGUAAAGUCGCAAGCGCAGGGCACCGCGUAGAGACAAGCAAUCGGUGAUGCAACUGGCAGAGCGUCUGAUUCAAAUGCUUGUUGGCCGGCCGACCGGGCCUGGGGCUGGUCACUAACUAAGAAAUUUGAAGUGGCUCUUUCAGUCGUCCCUGUUUUUUCAGUAUUCCUUCUGAAACAGUAGGCCUUGCGGUUUUUCCCACAGUAGUAUGAAACGUCGGACCCCAUAUGACAUUUGUGUCUCUGUUGUACUGUAUGUUCUACUGUGUGCCUCACAAAACCGUCUCAGUUAGCGAUGGUUUGACAUUCACACAUGCUACACUUUUUCGAAGUAGAUGUUCAUGUAAAGGGACGCUGAACCUCUAUAUUGUCUUCGUUGUAGUGUUUGUUGGUCCGGCCGAUGUCCCAAAGGGCCCCUCCUACUUCCUGGCAAGUUUGCAUUACUUUGGCCCUUCCAUUGCCCCUUACUUUCAGACAUUCGCUAAAGAUCCUCAGACCCCGUUGUCUGCGUGGAAUACAAUUACUUUCAGGCUUUGCUUGCGGUGUUUAUUUCCAUUUUUUGCCUAUCCAUGCCUUUUUUGCGCGCACAUGGUUUGUUAGAUAUUUGUUACUUGUUUAUAUAGCACGAUGAUCGUGACGGUGCCCAGCCCUUCAGAAGUAGAUUUCGGGGCAACUCUGGCUACUCCAGAACGGACUGGCGGCAGACAUCUGACAAAGACUACUAUGGUGCGUCGAGUGCUGUAAACUGCGGUGUUUGGAUCGUUAAACACCUAUAUUGUCCUCUUAUUUUAAUGCCACCGCCUUAUACGCAUGUUGCAUUAGGUGCGCGAUACCGGGCGCGCAAUCGUUCGCGCUACAGUCCAGAUGUGGAGAACGGUUCCCCACAACGUCAGCGCAGACGUCCGCAAGCGGGCAGUGGAGCCUUUGAGGACAGCCGCUGGACUCAUGACAAGUACCUGGAGCUCGAACACGAGGAUGCAGAUCGUCGCCCCCCUGACUCAUAUUCACCUUCUUCUCCAACAUUGUCGAUUUCAGAAAGGACCAAAGAUGACAAAUCCCAAUUACUCGGUGAGGAAGGAGCCUCGUCCACGACCCCGAAAGGACGGGAGGGCGCAAAGAUGGAGACAGAGGCGCCGUCUUCGGAUGAUUAG